CAGCUGUUGUGUGUGUCAAAUUCUAAUGUGAACGUGCAGCAACCACCCACCUCAUAUAACAUCAGUUACCCACAAACUUGUGUGACUUUGGCCAAUAGUGGAUCUCAAUCUCUUGUGGUUGCAACUUCUUAUAAUAGCACUCCGCCUGGGGGUACAUACAAUCCUAAAUCCAGUCACCAAAGCCAUGUUCAAACUAACAAUCAUGAAAAUCAAGCGUCUCUCUAUAAUUUUGCUCAUAAUGUUAGUAGAAGUAAUACUCCCACAGUUAUCACUGGUGCAAAUAUAAACAAUGCGAAUAUGUUUAAUGUUAAGACUGGUACAGGUGCUCCGGUCGCCAGUCAUGUUGUGGUGAAUUUAGACCAAAGCACACUUCCAGCUGUCAAUAAGGAAAUUGUAAAUAAAUCAGCCCAAGUCCCUAAUCUCAGCACUGUGUCAGUUUCCAGUGUAACUUUGAGCAGUGCAUCAACUGUAAGCAAUAUGCCACUCACUUCUGGUGCUUUGCUUCCAGUAGGCAAAGAAACUGUAUCAAGCUCACAAACACCAAACGUUCUUGUCCCACAACAAUUGAAAGAAGAACAGGGGCCAAGUAAAAAGGUUAAGGAAAAAUUGAUCAAACCUAAGGUAAAAAAACUUCCUCCGCCAAGUUUCUCUGAAAUCUCAGGUUCCGGGGGUUGCAAAUUUUACAAGUGUGACCUUUGCUCUCAAACAUUAUGCUCUUUAGAAAGCUUUGUAAUUCAUUGGGAGAUAUGUGCCACUAAAAACAAAUCCCUGUUGAGGAGGAGGGCCUCACGUGAGAAACUUUUGAAUGCUAAACCGAUGACGGGAGAGAUUCUUCAAAAUGUUUUAUCAGUCAUUUCCAAUGUAGCAGCAGGUAGUGGACCACUGGAGGUCCAGCUGGCUGAUAAUGAAAGUGAUGCAGAUUCUAGACUUGUAUCACUCUUAGACCCCUGCACAACAGACCAUGAUUUGGUAGAAUCUAAUGAGAUGGACAAUACAAGUUGGGUUGAGGAUGAAUCACCUAAUAAUGUACCUGAUGAAAGAGAUAGUAUAUGUCAUG
Lymnaea stagnalis (great pond snail) is the source of this 1057-nucleotide messenger RNA. The record is from the annotation of a GenBank genome assembly. NCBI's taxonomy places the organism in Eukaryota, Metazoa, Mollusca, Gastropoda, Lymnaeidae.